CUUUGAGAGAUCAAGAUUUUCGAAUUUUGAGUCUUUUAGAGUCUGUUAUUACUAGGUUGUAUAGCAAAUUGCAUAAGUUUUCAGAGAUCGAAGUUUGAAUUAUCAACGUUUGACUGUAUAUAAUAAAUGAAAAUAUGGUGGGGCAUAAUGUUAAUUAAAAAUUAAGUAUUGGCAGUAUCCAUAUAUGCUUUAACAUUUCAACUUUUAAUUUCAGAGGCACAAGAAUUCCUGGAAAUCAGCCAGGCUAUGGCUUUGGUAUGAUGCCUGGUAUGCCAGGUCAGUUCUUUCAGCCAGGGAUGCAAAACUACCCCAUGAUGCAACAGCCAAUGAUGAUGGCACAAGGCGUAGCACCACAAAUGUAUCCGAUGCAGCAGAUUCCGAUGGUUCGACCACAGUCUGCUCCGCCACCCUACACUUCACAUCUGGCUGAGGCAUACAAGGCCAAAUCCGGAUUCAGUGGCACUGCCUCACGGCAGCGGUCCCAUGGUCCCCCGAUGUCAGAAGAAGAAAUACGAAAAGCUCAGUACUUUCAAGCUCAACAGCAGCGACUCAAACAGUUUGGUAAAGGAGUUCCCCAGACCACCUUCAUCCCCGACGACCCUACGAAACUGGUCGAUUCAAUAUUUGGAACAAAUAGUGUGAAAUCGAAACCAAAACCUACUAUGACUCAUGAAAAGCCAGCAGUGGUGACCCAGAGUAAGGUAGAUGAUGAUGAUGGUUUUGGGGAUUUCAUGGAGGGACCUUCAGUGAUUACUACAUCAGUGACCAACACAGAACAACAUAGUGUGAUAAGCCAGGUUAUACACCAACAAACCGUGGAACCACAGAGCCCUACGUCUCUUGGGCCACAGUGUCCUCAGGCUGAGAAAAAAGACUUGAUGUCCAUGAUGAUGGAGUGCUCGGACUUGAAUCAGCCAGCGAAGGCGAAACACUUCCAGAAGCCGAGCCUAAAGGAAGUGCACGUGACUCACGCCCACAACAAAACCUUCCAGCAGAGUGGCCAGUCCCGCUGCUGGACCUCCACCGACGAGCUCAUUGGACUCUUCAAGUCAGAGAUACAGUCACAACCUCCACCCAAGCAAGUGAAGGUCCGACGUCCGUCAGGCUCCAAACAUGUGGCUACCACGAGUGCCGGUCUUCCUCUGUGGGUUGAAGCGACCGAUGAAAAUCUACCAGCUGUUUACAGACAGGUUCUAGAAGCAGCAUCUGGCCUAAAUGGUAUUGAGACGGCCAAGUUAUAUCCAAUACUACUUCUAAGUGGUUUGCCUCGUGAGGUUUUAGGCAGUAUUUGGCAGCUUGCCAACAGAGAGAAUCCCGGGCAAGUGACACGUUCAGAGCUGUUUGCAAUCCUUGCACUGAUUGCACUGGCCCAGAACAAUUACAGUGUUGCAUCACUAGAGAUUUUGACGCGAUGUCCUCAGCCUCCAGUUCCGUUCCUCGGACAGAACGCCAUUGCCCCAGCUCCCGGUCCUGACCCGGCUAUAGCUCCUGCUGGUGUAGUCAACUCGGCAGUUCCUAGUCAACCUCUCCACGCUGUCAGUCAGGUGAUGCCCGGUACGGUCCCGGUUCCUGAGAGCCAGAUUCACCUCCAGGGUUUACCUGCUCAUGCAGGUCCUGUACUCCCGGAUACAGCAGCUGUGCUAGGCAUGGGUCCUGUAUUAGCAGCUCAUCCAGCAUCUCUACCAGCUCUUCAAAGUAUACCCAUGACGGACACUGUUGCCCAGCAGUGUCCUCCGGUUACCAUGACGUCUGCAGUGAACAGUGUGGCUGCCCCAGCCUCAGUCCACCACCCCAGUGACGGCCUACCACAGUCAAAUCUAUCCGGGUUCCCAGUACCGCCCAGUCAACCAGUGCAGGUUCUGGGGUCUAGUCAGAAUCAAACCGUUUCACUGGCACCUCCAUAUUCCUCUGUAGUCCAGACCUCCAACCAGUUGGCUGAUAAUGAUGAUGAUGAUUUUGCCGACUUCCAGACUGCAGCUGAUGUAGCCAAGAAAACCGAUGACAGUUUUGGAGAUUUUAUCGGUAGUGAUAAGAAACCACCAGUUAAGCAAGAUUCUUUAUAUGAUGUUUCCACUGCAGCAUCAAGUAUUGAGAUAGAACAGGUAUCUUACGAUGACAAAUACAACUCAAACAUCCGCAGUUUCUUCUGCAGUAGCGACUCUUCCACAGGUCAUACGACUCCCAACAGUCUGGAGGAUGAUUUCACGGACUGUCGAGACAGCAGUCAACUGAGCACCUCUGAACAGUCGGAGAAUGAAGACAUCAAGGUGUUCGAGUCGUAUGUCGAAGAAUUCAACCGCAAAAAGGAUCAACAGAAUUUCAGUCCAUUGCACCGGCCUAUUGCCAGGCGGCCCCCAGCAACUGCCAACCUGCCAACCAGCAUUCCAUCAGUUCCUCCAGUUCCUCCUCCAACCAACUUGACGGGUGAUGAUUUUACCGACUUCAAAGUUGCUCCUGUGUUUACACAAAAAGUACCAACACAGCAUCCAGCUGUUGCCAGUAAGGACACGUUAUUACAUGCAGCCAAGAUGUUGGAGGUGGUAUCAGCAGUUCAACCAGGGGAUGAUGACUUUUCAGACUUUCAGGAAGCACCAGUGAAAGAAGGUGACAAAAUGAAGCCUUCGUCUUCUGGGUGGAAUCUUCUUGGGGAAGAAGACAAGUACAGUGCACUGAGAAUUGUUGAGGAAACCACAGUUAUUCCAUCAAUUUUCAACCAGGAUGCAGAUGAUGAUGUGGAUGGGGGUUUUGCCAACUUUGAAGAAGCAGAAAAAGAUAACAAUGAAUGGGCAGCCUUUGCUGAAGCAGAACCAGCACAGCCGUCUGCUGAUGAUACCAAGGAUGGAACUCAAGACUCUUUAUCUGUUCCUCCAGGACUGACAUCAGCAGGGUCUGUUUCUCAGCUGAGAGAUGAAGUGUAUCCAGCUGGACUGAAAUCUGUUGAAUCAGCUCCAGUGUUGGGCAGCAUUACAGGUUCUGAAUCAAAAUCACCAUUGGACACAUCAGCAUUCUUUGGUGCAGUACCUAGUCUGAAUGAGUCCCCACGCACAUCAGUGGAGAAGGCCUCCAUACUGAGCCUGUAUGGCUCUGCUGAAGGUAGAAAGGAUGAGGAUGAAUGGGCAGAUUUCGAGGCUGCUCCAGUUCCUUCUUCUGACAAUGCUCUGUCUAAGUCCACGUUCAGUGUAGCUGCUCCAACACCACAGAUGGGACACACAUUAUUACCCGAUGCUGAGAGCAAUAAGAUCUUGUUUAGUUCUGAUACCAGUGAUAAAACUAGUCACCUGGCCGGAGUGCAUGAUAAGAAUACAGUAGCAGAUCGAUUUGGUGAGGUCAAUCAGAUUAAUAAUGUCCAUCCACAAGACAACCAGCUUGAUAAAGCAGAUGGGUCUUUGCCACAGUUCUCCACUUCCAGUCUGCGUGGGAGUUUUGCAAAUUCUUCAGAAAUACUGACGGUGAAAAAGACCAAUUUACCGUCUGAUGAAAUCAUGGGAGUGUUUAAGAUAAGAGAAGACCCUUCAGUUCUCGCCAGGUUGAGACGACCUUCUAAACCAACACCCGAGCAGCAGCCUCAAGCACAUCGAGCGCCAUCACAGGAAUCCGACAUUGACGACGACCGACUGCCUCCACCAAUGGAUUUCCCAGAUGAUGAUGAGGACCACAUUGUGUUCUCCCGUGGGUAUGACGGGCUGGAUGAGAUCGUCAACAAGCCGGUAGUAACAACCUCCUACAACCCAUAUGGUCUGAGCAACAGCUCCCAUUUAUACAUGACCUCUUCCAUGGCUAAUAACAAGCAUAUGACGAAAACGGCGAGUUCGGGUUUGAGUUCAGGUGGUUUGAGUUCAGAUGGUCUGGGUUCAGGUGGUGUGGGUUCAGGUGGUUUGAAUAUGAAUAUGGGACGACCUGCUCAGAUCCAUCCUGGUCUGGCAGGAGAAAGACCUGACGAUAACGAGAGCUCUUCAUCCAAGGAUCAAGACAGCUGGACAUGGAAGGAGAGACAGGACGGAAGCAGGGAGGACAGCCAGUCUAUAUCUAGUCUUGACCUCAACCAGAGGCUCGCCGUCCUGCACAAGGACUCGGACAGUGGAGGCACGGACAGCCAGUCAGUGUCAAGUGCAGAGUUUGGCAACUUCGAAGGCUUAUCCAGGGAGAUGGCCGAAUCAAAGUCAGUGGACAGUCUGGAUUUGAAAAAUGAGCCACAGCCUGAUGAUGAGUCGGCUGGUUAUCCAGGAACACAGGCACCGAAUCCUGUAACAGGUUCAUCUUUCACUCCUGUGGUAGCACAAAAUCUUGUAAUAUCAGGCAGGAUGCGGCCGUUAGCAGAUCGCUACAAUAUCGGGGAUGAAGUUCAGGACAACAACAACCAUGAGUAUGCCUGGGAGCGUUGCCUUGACAACUGUUGCCGUAUGAUUCAGGAUGCUAACACCGUGUUUAAUUCAGUGAGCAGUUCCUCAGUGUGUAAUGAAGUGAUACGGUCAUCGCAGGGAGCUGAAUAUGUCACAGGAAUCGCUGAGAUCUACAAAGUGGUGUGUCGAAUCAUGGCUACCAUGAUGUCUUGUGGAAUCAAGACUCCUACUCUGGAGAAGCUGUUGAAAGAGAUUGACCUCAGCUGGAACAACCUGACAGCAUUCUUGAUGGGAUCCUCCAUCUUGCCUGACCCAAAUACUCUGGAUUUCUUCCAUGCUACGAUUAAGUCCGCCAGUGAGCUGUCGCAGGAGAAAUCGUGUGGUGUGUGUCUGCUCAAUGUUGAUGUCAAGGACAGAAGUCUGGCUGAUGAAAACGGAGUGGUCAAGCUGAUGUAUGGUGGCCGGCAGUACCACGCGCCUUGUGCAAACUUCUGGGUCAAUUGUGUGGACUCAACUCUCCCCGCUCUCCGUCUGCCAGAACUUUUAUAGCACAGUCGCCAUGGCAACAUCUGUUUAAACUGAAUGGGUUUGACUGUUCCCAGGACAUUUAGAACACAGUUAUCAUAAUAGUGGGCACAAUUUAGAUCACACUUAGCACAAAUGUGUGUGUGUGAGAGAGAGAGAGAGAGAGAGAGAGAGAGAGAGAGAGAGACAGAGAGAGAGAGAGAGAGAGAGAGAGAGAGAGAGAGAGAGAGAGAGAGAGAGAGAGAGAGAGAGAGACACAGAGAGAGAGAGAGAGAGAGAGACACACACACACAGCCAGCUUUAUUCUCUUAACAUUCCACCUUACAGAAUAGUUUUAGCACGGUUGUCAUGGUAACAUCGGCACGGACUGUGAAGGCUUGACUCGUCUAGUAUUCCCUCUCCCAGAACUACAGCACAGGUGUUAUAGCAACACAGUUGUUGAUAUAAAUGGUAAAACCUUUCCUGGAAGUUUUUAUCCACAGUUGUCAUAGCAACAUCUGUGUUGUUGGAAGACACACACACACUUCCAUCAACAUUACCAUCAACAUUACCUUGUUAGCACUAAAUCUUAACCAGCACUGUGCUCUCCAGCAUUUAUAGCAUAGUCAUGACAAACUGUCCAGGCACAUGUGCAGAAGGAUGGCUUCAGGUGGUUGAAACUCAUUUCUGCUCAAGUGAAUAUUCUUUUCUACCUAUAUAUUUUCUGGGAAGCAUGACACAUCCCUCCCCUAGGAAUUUCGCUCACCACAGUUUAGACCUCCUAACCCCCUGCAUAAAAUCAUUCACACACACAUAAAAUCAUUCACACACACCUGCUUUCCCAGUUCUUGAUAUCGUCAAUAUUUGUCAUAGAGCAGUCAUCAUGACAGCAUCUUGGUUGUGUCAACUCAGUUUGCAGUAUUUCAUCUCCAAGAAUAUUGAUAGCAUAGUAUAGUUACAUCAGUGUCUAGGUAGUAGAGUUGUCAUGGCAGCAUCUUCAUGGAGUAUGUUGAAGGAUCUCUUUUCUAACUCUAUCUCCCAGAAUCCUGGUACCAGACACAUUAGACAUUUCCAAGCACUUUGGUUGCAUAAUAAUUUGUAGCACAAUCAUAGAGGCAGAAGUAUUGGAAAAAGUAUUCAAGACUUUUUUCUGUAGAAGAAAACUGAAAUAUUUGUUACAUUAUUGUUUUGGUUACACACCAUCAUUCGAUCCUUAAUGCAUUUCGAUGCAUAUAUUACCACAGAAUAAAUUACAUGAAAAAUAGCAUGAUAUCACAAGCAAUAAAUGAACCUAAAGUCAAUUGUUGUGGCUUUGAAAAAAAAAUCAAAAUAGGUUGACCAUAAACAUUUUUAGCCAGGGCACGUUUUCAUGUUGCUCUUAGAUACCCAUGUCCAUGUGACCACAUGUCAAUUUAGAAAUGCCGUUAGUAAUGACAGUAACAAGUAAUGUAUAAAGACUGGGCUAUUUAAAUAUUACAGUGUCAACCUAGCUGUAAUUAUCAGAUAAAACUUUGUUAAAGCCGUAUUUACCUUAGUUCGAUACCAAAUCGUGCUGGGGUGUCAUUAAAGAUUUAUUCAUUCAUUUGAUCACUUUUUAAUUAAUGUUUUAAUGAAGCAGAGGCAGAUUUGGGGUGGGGGGGGGGGUGCAGGGGAACGCCACCCCCUA
Gigantopelta aegis is the source of this 6510-nucleotide messenger RNA. RefSeq names its product synergin gamma-like. Gene Ontology annotation, molecular function: protein binding. The transcript is spliced from 18 exons. Lineage: Eukaryota; Metazoa; Mollusca; Gastropoda; Neomphalida; Peltospiridae. Gene Ontology annotation, cellular component: clathrin coat of trans-Golgi network vesicle. The record is from RefSeq and is a predicted model, not a curated record. The coding region runs from base 258 to 4889 and encodes 1543 amino acids.